AAAAUAUCUCCCUCGCUGACAUAAGCGUCACUAUCACACGCUAUUGUACACAUUUGCUCCACAAAUUUACAAACUUAGAGGUGUAAAAGUAAUAGUACAUGCGACUGAAUAAGAAUAAUUAGUAUACAAACACAAAAAAUAAGCGAUAAACCCCCAAACUAUGUCAGAUUACAAUCCUUGUUGCUUCUGUUUGGGUGGCGACACAGACGUCCCGCCCUUUGGCAAGCUUGAAGACGCACAAGAUUUUGUCGAACCCUGUGAAAGAUGUUCCCUCACAACCCAUAGAAAAUGUCUACUUGAUUGGUUUAAUUCGCUUCCAGCUGAUAAGUUGAAAGUUAUGGACUGUCUGUUUUUGACAAACACAACUGCCAGACACUCUGGGGAACACUCUGAACUGCAUUCUCAAUAUUCUACCCCAGAUUCCCCAGGAGAAGAAGAGGCACAAGAAGAAGAAAUCCCCACCGUCAUUGCGGAGAAUGCAGACGAAUGGGGGUUAGCUCUGUCAUAUUUUGAGAUAAGACUCUCAGGGCAGCUGCUCAACAGACUCAUGACAACCAUGUCCUCUGGUCUUGGAAGCCAUCUCAGUAGCGAGGGCCCACUUGCCCAGGGUCGGCUUGUACUCUUGGUUGCUUCUUGCCCUCAAUGUAAAGGAGAUGUCACGUUCAGUAUGAAACGUUCUCAAUUACUUGCAUUGAAUUCAGGAGUGCGUACAUUGGUAACUAGAACAGUACAAGCUGGAUGUGUAUUCACCAUAUUAGCGUCUGCUGUCACUGGGGUUCUUUCGAUGUCAUAUAUUGGUCUUUCCACUUGUGGUCUCAAGAUUAUGGACUCAAUAGUGCCAGGUCCGCUACUUGUCAAUAUCCUCCGUAAACCGACUAUACCGGGUGCAUCUCUCACCCUGUUAUUUGAUUUGAACUCUUAUUCUGUCGAUACUAUGGAGAUGGCGUUAUCUAGGGGAAUAAUAGACCCCUUUAAGUUUUCCAGAAUCCCUGUAUUACCGCUAGUACUCUAUCGCAUGAGAUCUUCAUCUCUCAUAAGUUGCAUAGUGGGAUCUACCGGAUCGAGGAGUAUUCACUCAACUACGGGAUCAACAACUAACAAUACAUCUACCAACAAUAAUACCAACAAUACCGACAAUAUUGCCAACCAUACGAGCAAUAACGCCAAUGCCUGGAAAGAUACCAGUAAUAAUAUGCAAGCAUGGAUCACUGAAAUAAUGAUCAAUGGAUACAUUUCAGGUUUAGGUAAUCAUGAACUUGCACAAACAAUCUUUUCAAACUUUAUGAACUCCAAAUCUCUUCUUGCAAAAGUUGACUUUUGGAAUGUAAACAACAUGAUCUCCAUGAUUAUACCUCUCAGAUGGCUGUAUGAUCUCCUAUACCGGUUGACCCUUAAUAGGAUGCAUUUCAAUCUAACCAUGAAAAUUCGUCCUCGAGAUAUUGCCAAUAGUUUAGAUCCGAUAGAAUUAGACCAUCUUGAACAAUUGGGAUCAAAUAUAGCAAAUUAUGAAGGCGAUUUUGCAUAUCUUUAUAAAAAAGCAGGUCAAAUAGUUGACUCUGAGUCCCGCAACUCUCUGCCUUCAUUCUUUAGUCCAUUGAUUAAAUCGAUAAAGAGGAAAGUAUACUAUUACCAAGCUUGUCAGAAAUCGGAUCUUCCCCUGCAAUACUUGCGUGCACGUUUUGCAUCGUGGAUGGCUGGAACUAAAGCAUGUAUUAAACAUGAUUACUCAACCACUUUGCUCUACAAAUCAUUUACUUUGAGAUGUGUUACAUCUAUAUUAUGGCCAUUCCUCAGUUCCAAGGUUGGGUCAAUUUUGUUUAAAAGCUUACUCAAGUAUAGUCGUAAGUUUGAUCAUAUCCCAAAGUCCAAACUUUUGCUUCUUGCCAACAUCAUUGGAUUAUUAGGAGUCGUUUUCAUUAAGGACUGUUUCAACCUUUACUUGUGUUCCAAGAAGGCAAAUCAAAUUUCUGACAUGCUUGUCAUGAGUGAUGUUAUGAAUGACCUAGGCACCAAGGUAACUGAAUUCGCAAAUAUCGAAGCGGGCGAGUAUCAGGACCCAGAAAUUGAUGACUUUUCCUUUAGAAUGCCAGGUGGCUAUUCACUGCCAUAAUAUCAGAUUAUAAAAGACACACAAACGUUUUGCAUUGGAGAAAUCUCUACAUGAAUAAAUUCGGAAUUUGUAGUAUACAAGGGCAAUUAAAUUACAUAGGUUAACAAAAUAAAUCGCAAGUUUAGCAAUAAUAAAACACAAUUA
Molecule: messenger RNA, 2254 nt
Organism: [Candida] anglica
Lineage: Eukaryota; Fungi; Ascomycota; Pichiomycetes; Serinales; Debaryomycetaceae
Source: the annotation of a GenBank genome assembly